AUUUUUAAAUAAAUAAAAUAAAAUUAAAAUUAAAAAUAACCAAAUUCUCCGUUUAGCUAUUUUGUACUGAAAAAUGUAGAAAUUGUUUGAAAAAAAUAGCAAAAUUCGUAAUGGCUUGCGAGAUAUGCGAACACUGUCAGAGUCCCCUAUGCAGCCACGAGAGAAUGGUCAUGCGUCAAGGGUACAGCUACCACAAGAAGUGCCAUAAAUGCUAUGUCUGCAGUGAGACUGACCUUCUGAACGCAGAAGUGUUCAAAGGUGUGAUAUUCUGUUCCGGUUGUGCACAGAGGAUCUUUCAGGGGUGUUCCACUGCUCGUAAAACUAAGACCUCGCAUGGUGGUAGAGGGAGAAGAACCACAGCUAAAUACAAACGGCGAGAUAGAAUAAGAGCCCAGGAGAGGAGACGAGACGGGAGCAGAGAUGGAGUCAUCGAACUAGCUCGACUUGCUGGUUCCAUUACCACCAUAUCUGAUGAUGUGGAGGAAAAAAAACCUAAGAAGACCAGCAAAGCAGCAAUGACUAUGGAUCCUUUUUAUGGGGAAAGAAUAGUACAUCAAGAGAACUGUUAUUGUGUGCAGCCUGUUGUUCCGUGUCCAGUGCAGAAGUAUAGCACAGAAAUGGGAACGACUACCGAUGUUACCCAGGAGUUGCUAAGACAGAUCAACUGUGCUGUCCCCAGCUGUUUGGCUGAACCAAUACGUCCUUCGGUGUCGAAGUCGUCCCCACCGAAACGCCGUCAUCGCAGGAGAAAGGAGUCCUAUGAACCUCCUACAAGCCAACCGAUUUGCAGUGAUCUUCGUAUAGCUGAGCUUGGUGUCUCUACUGAAAUAGCAAAUAUGGCGUUGCGCAAAAAUUCCGAAGUCCCUGUAAUUAUUAAAUCAAACUCAAGGCUAAAAGGCCGUUCUUACAGUCUUGCCGUAUUGAACCAGGAGUCGGAUGUUUCUCGCAAUGCUUCAGAGUGGGUCAAUACACCAUGUAGUACUGUGGACGAGUCGGCAGCUAUAAAAAUCAUGGACAGACGGCUAGGCAGCUUAAUAAAACUACCAUUAAGAUUUUUCAAGAAGAAUAUACUGACACGCAGCUCCCGUAUCAGUAUUCCGAGGACUUCUGAUCGUUACAAAAACAAUACUCUUCGCAGGCGACUGAAACAAAUACUAUAUGAAGAAGUUACUGAACAUCAAAUUCGUGGAAUCAAAAGAUUAUAUUCAACAAUUAAUAGAAGAAACAAGCCAUAUAAACUUGGAUGGAUCGAUUUGGUUGCGAAAGUGUCUAAAAUUGCAAGGGACGAAAAUACUAAUAACAGUGUUUGUAUCUGUUCGAAACAAAAUGGAUGCAAACACUUCAGGAAUUCACACAGCUACCGCUGCAUGCGAGCUCAGGUGAUGAAACUAGCUGGACCUACUCGAAGCCAGUUAGCCUGUUACAGGAGAAAAAUAAAGAACAUCAUUGCGCCACCGUUUUUGAGAAAUAUUUUAAUGAGUAUUUGGUCCUUUUUGUUUAUAGAUAAAGAUUAUCCAGCCAUCAAGUUCUCGCAAGCGUGUGGCAGAUCUGACAUUGAGAAAAAGUAAUACACGAAAUCUAGAAAAGAUAUGAGAAUACUAAGUGGAAUUAUGAUGUCAAUUGGUUUUUUUAAUAAAGGAAU
This is a messenger RNA of Spodoptera litura, 1642 nucleotides long. Lineage: Eukaryota; Metazoa; Arthropoda; Insecta; Lepidoptera; Noctuidae. The record is from RefSeq and is a predicted model, not a curated record.